AUGAUAUUUUUAGAGAGAUCUGUGCAUAAUGCAACUUUACACCUUGCUCACUGGUGCAGUUCUAUAAAAAUAAUCAUUGAUAUUUCGUACUCUGUUAAACCAUGUUUUGUAGAUGGUUAUGGAGCAGCUGCUUUAAAUGCAAAACGUGAUCCACUGAAAUUGAAAAGCGCCAGGAGUGAAUUUCCUCUAACACUUGGUCGAGAUGUAUCUGGUGUAAUUAUGGAAUGUGGUCUAAAUGUGUCCUAUUUCAAACCUGGAGAUGAGGUAUGGGCAGCAGUUCCUCCCUGGAAGCAAGGCACUAUAUCAGAGUUUGUUGUAGCUAGUGGAAAUGAGAUCUCUCACAAGCCCAAGUGUCUCAGUCACAUAGAAGCUGCCUCCAUACCAUAUGUCGGUCUAACAGCAUGGUCUGCAAUGAACCAAAUUGGGGGACUGAACCAAGAUAAUUGCAGUGGGAAACGAAUAUUAAUUUUCGGCGCUUCAGGUGGAGUUGGUACCUUUGCUAUCCAGCUAAUGAAAGCUUGGGGUGGUCAUGUGACAGCAGUUUGUUCUCAGGAUUCCAGUACCCUGGUGAAAAAGCUUGGAGCAGAUGAUGUGAUUGAUUACAAAUCUGGAGAUGUAGCGGAGCAACUGAAAAUGUUACCAUUGUUUGAUUUCAUCCUAGAUAAUGUUGGUGGAUCUACUGAAAAAUGGUCUCCAGAUUUACUCAAGAAAUGGUCAGGAGCCACAUAUGUUACUUUGGUAACACCUUUUCUACUGAAUGUAGACAGGCUUGGAGUAGCUGAUGGCAUGCUGCAAACAGGAGUCACGAUUGGAACCAAAGCUGUAAAGCACCUCUGUAAAGGAAUCCAUUAUCGAUGGGCAUUUUUCACACCCAGCGGCCAAUCUUUGGAUGAGAUAGCAAAACUGGUUGAAUCAGGAAAGAUCCAUCCAGUUGUUCAGCAAGUCUUCUCUUUUUCUGAAGUUCCAAAGGCCUUUCUGAAGCUAGAAGGAGGACAUGCACGUGGGAAAACAGUGAUCAGUGCAAUCCAUGGUAGAAAAAUUAAGGACCGAAGACAGCAGAGCCUGGGUGAUCUCUUCACAACAGACUUGAAGCACAAUGCAUGAGAAGCUGGCAGCACUGCACCUGUGCAGAGGAGCUUCACUAUAAACAUGUAAACAGGGAACUUUGUAGAUAGUUUCACUAAAUCAGAUUUACCUGAAGAAAAUUUAUUUGUGAAGUACAUGUAACAUACUGUGGAUACAAUAAAAAGGCACAGAAAAAUUUGCCAGAAUUACCACCUUGGAACCAGAAGUAACACUCUUUAGAAAGGAAUAAAAGCAGGUUACAACUGUACAAUUUUUAAAGAGUAAGACAUAUUUGAAUAUUGAUUAUUGCAGUUGUCUGUACAGCAAGUGAAAAAACACCAUCACAGACUUAAAAUUGGAUUGAAGGCACUGACUUUUCCACAAGUAAUGAUAAAAAAUAAAGCACCCAUAUCCUGCGAGGCGACAAACAGUAAAGAAGAAAGUUACAUUUACUAUGCAAGACAACGUCUAACAAGUGCCCCCUGAGGCUGCUAGGAGUGGUUUGUAAUAACACUGGUCUAGGCAAGAAUGAAAUACAGCAGCAUGGUACAAGAGUUUACAUUCACUGUUCUGCCAGUGACAUAAAACCACAAUUUUAACAUUGGGCCAAGGGAGACAGUAAACCAUUAAUGCACAGGAACAACCUGCUACAAGUUAUUUCAUAUGCCUCUCUUGAAACAAGCUCUUUGCUCAGGUGUGGUUCCUAUCCUAAAGUAUGCAUGGAACUUCAAACUUGCUUGACUGGUAAUGUAUCUAAGUUCUUAUAUGGCACUUAUUGUGGUAUGAAUGUCUCCAAGUUUUCUUCCCUACCUCAACAAUGAGCUUUUGUCCUAGACUCCAGUGCAUUGCUGCACUAGAGUUGCUGUGACAGCCUGCCACCAUUGACCUUGCCCUCCUCAACUUCACCUAAGAUGUUUGGAGCAUACCAAGAUCAUAGUGGGAUAGAAUGUAAUUAACUAUGGCUGGUGGCAGACAGUAGCUGGGACAACGUCUGGAGAGAUUUGGAACUACUGUGAUUAGUGAUGCUUUUUUAAAAUAAAGGAGAGACGUAUUUUAAAUUAAA
This is a messenger RNA of Gopherus flavomarginatus (Mexican gopher tortoise), 2128 nucleotides long. It is a transcript of the gene RTN4IP1, whose product is annotated as reticulon 4 interacting protein 1. Gene Ontology annotation, cellular component: mitochondrion. The transcript is spliced from 10 exons. The record is from RefSeq and is a predicted model, not a curated record. Gene Ontology annotation, molecular function: zinc ion binding; oxidoreductase activity. The coding region runs from base 1 to 1104 and encodes 367 amino acids. NCBI's taxonomy places the organism in Eukaryota, Metazoa, Chordata, Testudines, Testudinidae.